This is a messenger RNA of Engraulis encrasicolus (European anchovy), 4057 nucleotides long. RefSeq names its product ankyrin repeat domain 33Bb (gene ankrd33bb). Gene Ontology annotation, molecular function: protein binding. The record is from RefSeq and is a predicted model, not a curated record. The coding region runs from base 2138 to 3679 and encodes 513 amino acids. The transcript is spliced from 4 exons. Lineage: Eukaryota; Metazoa; Chordata; Actinopteri; Clupeiformes; Engraulidae.
UAAUAUAUUUGUGUCACUUGUGUGUCUUAUGAAAGCCAUCAUCAUUGACUUGACGCUCCUCUCCCCGCGGCCGAUUUAGUGUAGUUCACUCAGCUCUCCUUGUGAUGGCACUGUGGAUGCGCAUGCUACAGAUUCAAAAGCAUGACCUCAUUACUUCGGUCUAUCAGUUGUUAAAAUAGCAGAUGCAUCCAUUGUUGCUGGUAGAAAGCCUUUGAUUUCUCCACAUCUCCUACUUGUAGUAUUUCUACUACUCAUAUCACUGACACAAAUGUGAUGAGACAAUGUAAUAUCCCUUUUGCUGCGCGCGUCAUGUUGCCCAGCAACAGAAUUACGCACAAGAGAAUGUGUUUAGUAACAACAUGUAAUUGCAGUGGCAAUCUUCCUUCAAAGUAUAACUUUCCAAAAUAUGUCUAUUGAAAUUUCCUGGAUAAGGGGUGAAACGUAAGGCCCUAAGUGAUCAAAAGGGAAUGUGUCAAAUAAGGUCUUGGUUAAACGGCUGCCCUAAGCUCUUAAGCCAGCUAUCCAUGCUGAAAAUAAACCUCGAGUCAAUAGUUUGAUGGGUCAACCCCAUUUCCUGCAACAGGAAACCAACAUUUUUCGAGACACGAAAAUGAGCCCUUCAUUGUAGGUGUGACAGGCCUGACAUUGCAUACAAUAAUUGCUUCAUUUUCAUCGUUCAGUCCUGUUUGGAAUCGAGAAUUACGCAGACGGCGAUGACAGAUUUAAAAGCAUCCAGUCAUCCUAGGUAAUUUGGUCAUUUGAGCUGCAAGAACGACUUUGGUCUGGCAUAUUGACCGACAGGGUACUAUGUACUAUCAACCAGUGGGAUUAGUUGCCCCUGGCGGGUGAAGCCCCCAGAUUGUUGGAGUGCACGACCUGGCAAGCUGUAGACGUGAGUGAGCGACAAGCCGGGGUGUCCGGCUUUAUUUGACUCCCAUCAUUCGUAUAGUGGUGGCAUUCGAAUGACAAAAUAGGCGGACUGCAGUUUGGACGCGGACAUGAGUACGAGUUCCACUUGGAGAAAGUUGGCCUAGCUGCGUCACUAACUCAAAGUAGCCUAUGUAGUUUUGACGUCAGUUUGUUGUGAUGCGACUCUUACAUCACAGGCUUUACCCUCAGGCUACAUGGCGAUUAAGUGAAAUGGAGAAGUAGGGUAGCCUACUGGUGGCCUUUUAGUCAAGGAGUAUGGAAACAAAACAGCAGGCCUACACACUUACUUUGCAUUUAGAUAUUUCUGAAAGUAAAUGUGCUUUUUUUAAAAACACACACAUUUUGCUGAAUUGUGAUGCACUCGAAUAACUUAGCUUCAUCGGUCCCUCAAGCGUCAAACAUGGAGUCCACUGUGUUAAACUGGCAACCCCCUUUGCAUCUCUGCGUCAAGAAAUUACUUGUUACAGCAGAGCAUCAAACAUGAGAGAUAAUGUUGUCUGAUCUUUUGGUUGAUCAUGUUUAGUGAGAAGGGAAGCCUAGCCUACAGUAAGCUGACCAUAGCUAUGUGAUAUACCUGCAGCCAAGAGGAACUUAAUUAAGAACAUGUUAUUUGUGUCGUAUCCAAUUAACCAAUCAGUUGAAAGUCAGUGAAAGCCGGGGCAGGGAGAUUAAGGUUACGUAUGAAGUUAUGGUGGAGUUUCCAACGGGAAACAACAGGUUGUUUUGCUGAGCCAUGAAGUUAACGACUUGGUUGUUUGUGGACUGUAAUUAAAUAUUAUUUGAGGACUUGGAGAGAGCCAUAUAACUGCCUAGACUUCGCGUAAGCAUGAGAACAAGUGUGUUUGUGGAUGUAAAGGGAUUAAGAAGUCUCGUUUCCGACCACUCAUUGUCGAGGGCAGCUGCGCGGUGUGACAACACGGUAGAAUUCCUCUUCACUUGAGGUGAAGUUGUGAUGUCCGUGCGUCAGUUUGGAAGUGGCGCGGCACCGACCAAAGAAGAUGAUCGCAUGUGCGCACAUAUACGCGUUUCGAUAUGAACUAGAUAUCAAUAUUGGAAGAGUUUGAACGGUUGGAGUUUUUAUCGGAUUGUUUUGGUGUGCGUCGUUUGGAGCACUGGGGAACGCAUUGUCACGUCGUGGGCUAUGUUUAAUCUUACAGCGCCUUUCCAUUCCAUGUUCUUCUGCACCUUGAGGACACCCCUUGGUUAAAUGGUGCUGAUCACUGAGGAUGGUCCUGGAGAGUGUCAACCUGUGCUUAAAGCUGAUCAAAAUGGAGGUGUCGGUUCCGUUGGAGGCGCGCUACAGGCGACGGUACUUUGCAAAAUUGAAGAGCCAGAGGCAGAGGCAGGGGCUGAGGAGACGGGACAUCCAGAAAAGCAGGAUGAUGAUGAUGAUAACUACUACGACGACGAUGACGACGUGUAUCAGGAGUUUGAAGAGCUCGAUUUUUCGCAGUUCGAGGAUGACACCAAAAGUGUCGCGUCGGAUGAUUCCUUUUAUCCCCGCGACAGCUCUCUGUUCGCAAGAUCUCCAUCACCCGAAAGUCCUGAACCACUCACCUUUUUCAGGGCAUGCUGUAACAACAGCUCAAUCGUUGUCAAAAUAAUGAUACGGCAAGGUGUAACCGAAGACGAAGUCCGAGAAGUGGAUAGAAACAACAGGACCGGACUCAUUCUCGCCUGUUACAAUGGCUAUGUGGACGUGGUCUUUGCUCUAGCCCAGUGUCCGUUUAUUGAUAUCAACUGGCAGGACAAUGAGGGGAACACAGCCCUCAUCAUGGCUGCACAGGCCGGCCAUCAGAUGAUCUCCCAGUAUCUCCUCAACUACUUCCCAGGCCUGGAUAUUGAGCGCAGGAACUGCCAUGGCUUCACGGCCAUGAUGAAGGCCGCUAUGCAGGGGAGGGCUGAGGUUGUACGAGCACUCAUGAUGUCAGGUGCCGAUGUCGAGGCCCGCGACUUCAGCCGGAAGCUGACCUCUCGGGAGUGGGCCCUGUUCACGGGACGGUACGAGACGGCGCGUCUGAUGGACCGCCUGAUGGAGCAGCCGUGCGCGGAGCAGUUCUGUGAGUCCUACCGGCUGGAGUGGCCGCAGCUGGAGGAGCUGGUGGCCCAGGCCCAGGAGUCCAAGUCCUGCUGGCAGCGCGUCUCUGAGCUCACGCGCUGCUGCACCUUCAACAUCACCAACAAGGUGAAUGCGCAGGACGACGGCGCGCUGGACUACAUGGUGCGCUUCACCACCGCCAUCAACGGGCCCAUCCUGGCCGUGGGCUGCCGCACCGUGUGCCCCGGCAGCCCGCCCUGCCUGGGCAAGCGCCGGCCCGCUGUGCAGGACAUCCUGCGUCAGCAGCGCGCCCACGAGCUGCGCAGCCUGGCCUCGGCGCCCGAGCGCCUCGCCACCUACAAGCGCCUCUUCCAGAACUCCAAGGUGCUGCUGGUGCCCAAGAAGCGGGAGCGUCGCGCCAGCCUGCAGCCGCAGAUGCUGACGGACAUGGCGGUGGCGUCCCAGAUGGCGCUGCGGCGCACCAGCCUGCUGCCGCUGCACAUGAUGCGGCGCAGCAGCGUGCGGCCCGGCAUCGUGGUGCCCAAGGUGGUGCUGUGCAAGGCCCCGGCGUCCAGCUACGUGCCCGAGAAGAGGAGGAAGAGCCGCGACCACUCUCACCUGCAGAUCCCCAAGUGGAAGUACAAGGAGGUGAUCAACGAACGGAGGCGGGCAGAGCAGAACAAGAUCAGGUUUCCAUCCGUGAGGAGGUAGUUUUGGUAACAGGUCUCGACACAUUUGUUAGUUGUGUGAAGCGACGCUAUACGGCACGACGCUCCACCUGGUUGGUCUUUCCGUCGAUCAGAAACUGGAUUGCUUUUUGGAGGGUUUGCAGCUGGCCAACUUUUUCUUCAUAGUUUUUUUUCUCGCUAAAUCUGAGAACUAGGAAAAAUGGACAAUUCUCUAUGUGACGUGACAAAAAGAACUUGGGCGAAGGUGGAUUGGAUGAGUGUCUUUUUUGGUCUCUUUUGAAUGGAGUAAGCCAAGCUUGAAGAAUGUUUAAAUGACACGUGCACUAUUUCGAACUUUCAGCCCAUUUUCCGAGUCUCCCUCUCCAUUUCUUGGAUGUUUGCUGCGGUCUCAGUUAUUAUG